GCAACUCGUUUACCGCAAAUGGUUCCUGAAGCUGAGGUUGAAGGUAACCAAUAGCAACCAUGAUGGGGGAUAACGAGAGUCGAGACGAGACCUGCUGCUACUCAGGCAAGGCAUCCCUGGAAAAGGAAGCAGCCAUUGACAUCAAAGAUGCAGAACAAGAACAAAAGAGUCGGUUGUCUCGAUUCUGCGAGGUCUUUGCCAAGAUCGCCCUCAUUGUUGGUGGGUUCAUCAUCGUCCUGGGAGCACUUCGGAACACCCUCACAUACUACCUUCAGCUGUUUUGGGGCGUGUCGGGCAAUUUCUGGAUGAGGCAAUGGGGGAAGGUUUAUGACGUCUUUGAAGGAGAUAUACUGAAUAUCUCAAUAACUAUGUUGGUGCUCAUCAUUGUCCAGUAUUGGCUAGUGUGUGCAUUUUUCCUGAUAGUGGAUCUUGUGAGGCCAUCAUUCAUCAUCAAGUACAAGAUACAACCAACCCAGAAUGACCCUAUCCCAGAAGGCAAGCUACGCAAGGCGGUGCUGACGGUGCUCGCUAACCAGACAGUGGUUGUAUUUCCCAUAGCCGUGGGUGUGUACCACUUAAUGGGGUGGAGGGGUUGUGGCUUUAGCGCGGCGGAGCUUCCCUCCUUCCAGUGGGUCAUGCUGGAGCUCUUUGUCUUCCUUAUCGUCGAGGAGUUUGGCUUCUAUUACUCACACAGAUUGUCCCACCAUCCAAGACUCUACAAGUACGUCCACAAGAAGCACCAUGAGUGGACUGCGCCCAUCAGCGUGGUAGCCAUCUAUGCCCAUCCCAUCGAGCACAUCUUCUCCAACACCCUCCCCGUCGUGCUGGGCCCGUUGAUUAUGGGCUCGCAUAUCGCUACCCUCACAAUGUGGGCCAUGUUAGCCCAGGCGUCGGCCAUCAACUCUCACUGCGGGUACCAUCUACCCCUCAUGCCUUCCCCAGAGGCGCAUGACUUCCACCAUCUAAAAUUUACUAAUAACUUUGGCACGCUGGGUUUCCUGGACCGUCUUCAUGGUACCGACGAGCUCUUCCGCAAGACCAAGCCCUACCACCGUCACUUCCUUCUCCUGGGGCUCACCCCUGUCUCCCAGACCUUCCCUGAUGAUUCCAGGUGUAAGAAUAUAGAGUGCGACAAGGAUGAAUAGCCUGUAGUGACUCCAACGACUCCCUAGUAAUCCCCUCAUGACACCCUUUAGAUGCCCUUGAAUCAUAAUAAUAUUAAGAUUUUUUUUUACCCGGUGAAGCCUCAUCAGCGGCUUUAAUGCUGUUCUUUCUUAGGGCCCUGCAAUUAUUAUAACCCCCAUCAAUUGCCAGGUACCCAUUUGAAUGUGGCAAAUGUGUAUUGAUAUCUUGCCAAAGGAAGUUAUUGCCAGGAUUGGAUAUGAAUUCUAAAACCUUGGAUUGAGAGUGAAGCGAAUGAACCACUAAACCACGACAAACACGCUAGUAAUCCCCUGGUAACUCCUUUAUGACCCCCUCUAUCCCCAAGUGACCCACACAUAGAACCUUGUAACACCUUUAUGACACCUUUGUAAACCUUUGUAACACUCUAGUUACAUGUAUAUGUUACACUCGCACAAAAUUUUACUUUGCAUGGUACAGGCACGUCUAUAUCUUGGCUGAAGAAACAAAAUUAAAGGUAAAACUUGACAAAUUGUUUUAGAAUUGUCUUAGAAAGGUAUCUUGGAUUCACUGUGACAAAAUGGUUGUUUAUCAUGGGAUUCGGGGAAACCACAAUGCACUGUGGGAUCGUGAGGAAAAAGGUGGAUUGUUUGAACACCUUGAUGAGAUCAACAUGCAAUGACAAUAACAAACAGAGACAUGCAUGUAUGGGACUGGGAAGUAAUCUGAUGGUCCAUGGAUUACCAUUUCAAUAUUUUUUUGUAUGUAGAAGAGCAUUCUAAAUGUGUUCCUUCUGAAGGACUGUGUGUGUUGUCACAUGGGAAUAGAACAUUUUAGCUAAGUCUUGUUUACAUGUUGUAUUUUUUAAUUACCUUUCAGAAAGUGGACAUGCAUGUUUUGUAUUACUCAAAUGAAAAGUAGAAUUUAUUUUUACUUUCCUGUAUUUAUGAACAAGUUGUUUGCCAUGCUGUGAAUAAGAACUGUAUUUCUGCCAUAGAAUAGGUUAUGAACCAUCAUGUGAAAUAUAUAUUUAUGUUCAUUGAAGUUCGGUAUGCCAACAAGAAAUAUGCUUUUAUGAUGUUAGUAAUAACGAGAAAAUAACUUUUAAGCUCUAUUGCAAAGUGUACUUUAGAGAGAGAAUCGGAUGGAGAUAGACUGAGACACCCCCCCCCCCCCUCCCCCAACAAAGAUGGAACAAACCAAAAAAAAUGGUGCGCAUGUUUGCAUGUAGAAUAGAGUCAUAUAUAUUUAAGCAGACAUGGUACAUGUAUUUAUAUAAAACUUUCAAGACUAUUUUUCUUGUAAUGUAAUAGUGUUUGUGUGGGAAUUGUGUGUUACAUGUAUUGAAAGCUGGUGCUGCCGUUAUUGCUCAAAGAAAAUGGAGAUGACGUUAAGUAGAUGUAGAUAGAUUAGAUUGAUUAAAGAAAUAAUCAUUGCAGUAGCACUAAUAUGCAAGUUUUCCACAUUUCCUAGAUGUUUAUUGCUCAUGAACGGUUGUCUUGUUGCAGGUGUGGUAAAUGGGUGAUGCAGGUAGAUAGUCCUUGAAUUAUUUGAGCACAAUUUACUACACUGAAGCUGAGCAUAUAGCAAUGUAACAAAAUUGGGUAUUCCUUGUCUAAUGUGCCAUAUAAGUACAUUUGGUAUUCUUCUUUUCCUCAUUUACCUUCCCCUUCUCAUAUUCUCCUUCCUUUCUUAUUCUUCUUCUUUUCCUUCUUAUUCUUCUUCUUUUCCUUCUUAAUCUUCUUCUUUCUUCUUACUUCUUUAUGUUUAAUACAUUGAUUAUGUAGGAAAUAGUUUUUAGUCAAAAUAUUUGCUUUAGGCUAUUGGCAUGCUAUUUUAUAUAUUUUACAAAAGCUAUUUUACAAAAAAAACUAUUGUAUAAAAAAUUCGUCCUACUCAAAUGUGGACAAAAUUUGGGAGUCUGAGCCAGUUGUCUAAAAUGUGUUCAGGGCAUUAUGACAUAGAAAACAUUUUUGAAAAGAAAAAUUGAUUAAUACUUAGCUUAUGAAAUUGUGUUUUUAUUUAUAUUUAAUCAGAAAGAGAUGAUAAUUAUGUUCUUACUUGGAAUGGUUUAAUUGAUUUACGUCAGGUUUGAGCCUGUCAGGAUAAUAGUCAGUUUUAAUCUGCAAGUUGAAGUUCAGCUUCUCAAGAAAGUCUGUAAUGGACAUGAAAAUAUUUUAACUAGGUAUCUGAAAUUUAGUUUUUACCUUGAGAUAUUAAUGGUUAAUGAAAAAAUAUAGUUUAGAAUGAACUAUUUUACACGAUGAAAUCAUAAAAUUAUAUGUGUUUUGACAGAAGUAAUUUUAGUGUGCUGAAGAGGUUGUGGGUAAUAUAUUCGCUUUGUGAACCUUGCGCUUUUGCCAGUUUGUAAAAAUAAGUGAGAGCAAUGAAAUAUGUGAUUUAUUCUCUCUUGAAAUGAAAAAAAAAAUCUAAAGAACCCUUGAAAUAAAUGGUUAUAUCACUUAAAUCUA
Molecule: messenger RNA, 3593 nt
Organism: Strongylocentrotus purpuratus (purple sea urchin)
Lineage: Eukaryota; Metazoa; Echinodermata; Echinoidea; Camarodonta; Strongylocentrotidae
Product: fatty acid hydroxylase domain-containing protein 2
Exons: 7
Coding region: 60-1145 (361 amino acids)
Biological process (GO): sterol biosynthetic process
Molecular function (GO): C-4 methylsterol oxidase activity; iron ion binding
Source: RefSeq, a predicted model, not a curated record